Messenger RNA from Lentinula edodes (shiitake mushroom), 3590 nucleotides. RefSeq names its product S-adenosyl-L-methionine-dependent methyltransferase. Bases 96 to 3455 code for a protein of 1119 amino acids. The record is from RefSeq and is a predicted model, not a curated record. The transcript has 19 exons. Gene Ontology annotation, cellular component: nucleus. Gene Ontology annotation, molecular function: chromatin binding; DNA (cytosine-5-)-methyltransferase activity. Lineage: Eukaryota; Fungi; Basidiomycota; Agaricomycetes; Agaricales; Omphalotaceae.
UCCGGACAAAGGACGCUUUUUGGAUUCUCAGGCUCAAUUUUUCUGUCAAUCUCUUUAUUUUUUCCCGUGUCUUCUGUCCUUAGACGUUCUCAAGAAUGGCCGAAAAGCCUUUUGAGAGGGGCUUUCGCCGCGGAAGAGUUGAAGGAAAAAGAGAGGCAUUGGAGAUUUUGCGCCGGUUGGGGAAACUAUCCGAGGACGAGGUGAAAGAAUACUUGCAAGUGCUCGAGGAAGAUGAGGAUAUAUCUCCUACUGCAAACUCCAUCAUUCCUACCCCAAGAACAACCGAGAGUCCAGUGGCAAGUCCAACCAAGCGACUCUUUAAACGAACGUUUUCACAUGUCGAGAUUCCUGUUGCGACCUCAUCUUUGAAACGCAAAGACCCUGAUAUCUCUUUCGAACAUAUAGGUUCGCCAUCGAAACGGAUACGGCAAGAUUAUGAUGAUGAUGAUGAUGAUGAUGAGGAGGAGGAGGAGGAAGAGGAGGAGGAGGAGGAGGAGGAAGCCUAUGCGUCAAACGAGGAAGCUCAAGCUGAAAAGAGGUGGAAAGGAAAGGAAAAGGAAUUGGACAUUGAUGCUGGUCCUUCAAGGCUCACACCUGAACAUUCCACACUUCGAAGGAAGCCCUCGAAACCAUCCAAUUCCAGAGUAUUCGUUGAGAUUCCAAUUCUCACUUCCAGUCAAAAAGGUCGAACGUCGAGGGACAAAGUCAGGAGCAAUUGGAUAGCAGGUAGCUCCAAGCACAAGGGCAGUAAUUUGACCGCGUUUCCUUCGACCUCAAAGCGACAACCUGGGUAUCUCACCCCGACAAUACCUCCCUCCACUGCUCGCAGCUCCCUGGCGAUUGAUGAGAAUGACUACGAUGACGAAUACUCUUCAGAUACUUCCAUAUACUUCGAAUCCGAUAACCAUAGUCGGCCAAAUACUUCUCGCAGUAAUACUCGCGUUAGCUCCUCGGAAAUGAUCUCCGCACUCACCCCUAAUGUUCAUCGUAUCGCAAAGAAGUUCUUCCGGCAUAAGUUCGAAGUAAUAGGUCCGGAUCUUUCUAGUAAAAAAGCGGUGGAACGCGAAGUCACCACCAACUUUGCGUCUCAUCCAGGACAUCCGGAAUCUAUGAAGUGGGGUCAGAAAUUGGCAGUGGAGGAAAAUAAGAUUUUCUUCAACACAAUCAACUUGGACGGUGAGGAGUAUGAGGUUGGCGAUGUGGUAAUGGUAGAGCCUGGCGAUGAUGAUAGAAAAGGCCGACAGGGCAACUACAAAAGCAAGGCGUCUCAGUCCUCGAAUGGAAAUGCAAAUCGAUUCUGGUUCAUCCAAAUUUGUUAUUUCUUCGAGGACACCGACACGCACUCGAAAAAAUUUCAUGGACGCUGGUUAGAACAUGGGUCCAAAACGUUCUUGCAAGAGACUGCCCACUCUCACAGCCUCUUUCUCACAAAAGACUGUGAUGACGCCCCCGCGAGCUCUAUCUUUCGCAAAUGUGACGUCAAAUUUCUUCAAAUCCACGAACUCGAGGGAGAGGAUGACAGAAACUUUCAGGGAGACACUUAUUUCUGCCAGUAUACGUGGCUUGAUUCCGAAGAUCCCACCUUUGUGUCGCUUCCACUGCAAGAGGAAGUUGAUAAGGACUUGGAGUUUUCUCUUGAUUACCGUAGAUGUCAUUCUUGUGUCCUGAAUGAACGUCAAAAGGAACAGGAGAGUUUGCGUAUCAAAGGGAACUGCAUAUCGCAGUUUGGUGUUGAUUACCAUACCCAUGAAUUCGUUUAUAUACGUCCUGCAGAAUCAAAUGAUGAAUUGCUAGGUAUCGCACAGAUCAUUUCUAUACCUCGUACUUCGAAUUCAGCCAUGCUAAAGGUCCGCAUGUUGAAACAUAUGGAUACUUGCCAUACUACCGAAGAAUCUUUCGCAGAUGAACUACUGCUCGAGUUCGACGGUCCGGAAGUGAUGAUCCCAUUCGACCGAGUCGAUGGGAAAUGCUUCGUCGCAUGCUUCCCUCGACAAUCCGUCGAUGGGUUCGCAGAAUGGAUAAAGGGCAAAGAUCAUUUCUAUGUCGUGAAUUCUAAAAACUUCAAACAUUGUGCACCAUGCAUGCAAGAGCAUGAAAGGCACUUAGCAACAUAUAAGGAUUACCUUGCCCAGGAAGGCUUGUUAUCGAUGCUCGAACUCUUCAGUGGUGCUGGAGGUCUCGGAACGGGCAUUGAGCAAUCUAACUUCGCGAAAACAGUAGCAGCCGUGGAAUACGACCGAAAUGCUGCCGAAACUUACCUCAUGAACCAUUCCGAUACCGCUGUCUUUUGUAAAGAUGUGGUUGAGCUUUUGCGCGAGCUCGAAAAUGGCGACGAUAUCGAAUCCCUGAAUCGAAAACCGUUCCCAAAGCCUGGUGAUAUCGAUAUUAUAGUUGGAGGUCCUCCGUGUCAAGCCUUCAGUGGCGCUAACCAUAAUCGAAAACAAGAUGAUAUCAGAGCCACACUUCCAUUUACCAUGUUAUCUUAUGUGGAGAGAUACCUUCCCAAAUACUUCCUGCUCGAAAAUGUCGUUGGGCUGUUACGCCACCGGCUAUUGGGUAUAUUAGAAGGACGUUCGAUAUUAGGUGGAAUCCAGCAUGGGGUAUUUAAACUUAUUACCCGUAUCUUACUGACAUUGGGAUACCAAGUCCGUGUCAAGGUUCUCCAGGCAGCAAAUUACGGUGCUCCUCAAAGCCGUGAACGAGUUAUUUUCUGGGGAGCUAGACAAGGCUUAAAACUCCCUGAGUUCCCGAUUCCUACGCAUGCAUACGCAGCCAAAGAACACCACCUACUCCAGCAUGCAGAUCUCAAACUCUCGAGAUCCACCCGUUCGCGAGAUCCAGCGAGGCCUCACUUUUUUGCUCCAUUUAGAGCAGUAACAGUCAAUGACGCCAUUGGCGAUCUCCCUGCGUUCGACUGGAUCAAUCCUCACGAAUUGAUUCCUGCUACGGAGCAAGAUGAAGUUCGUAAUAUACCUCGUUUUCAAGCCACGCAUGGUCGCGAUCUUCCAGGCUUUCUCUCUGGGGAAUACGCUCAUCCUCCUAUCAAUUACUUCCAGAAGUUCAUUCGAGAAGGAAUGAACGAAGUAGUCGAAGAGCAUGUCACGCCAAUGUUCAGCCCUUUGAUUGUUGAACGGACAAUAAAUGUCCCUAUGAAGCCGGGGGCUUCGCUCCAAGACGCACCUGUUCAGCUUCACCUGGAAAAGAAGAAACUACUUCCCGUCAUCUAUCUGCGACUCAACCCAAAUCAAUGCUUCAGGACUGCGUUGACCCAUUGUAGUCCAGCCGUUAAGAAUUCUUAUUUGCUUCAUUAUUCACAAAAACGAAUCAUUACUGUCCGAGAAUUUAGUCGUUGCCAAGGUUUCCCAGACUGGUACACAUUCCUCAAGGCAGAAUAUUUCAAGGAAGACGUUCGCAGGGUACAUUUCAUUGGUGUUUCAAAAGAACUCUAUUUUUGAUCAUUUGUCCAGGCCUACAAGCAGAUUGGUAAUGCUGUUCCGGUACCGUUAGCUUUCGCCUUGGGACAAUCCCUCUCCGACGCACUUGUUGCAAACUGGAAUCUUUCCCAGCGUGAAAUGUCUCCGGAUAUUUAA